This is a messenger RNA of Sander lucioperca (pikeperch), 2694 nucleotides long. RefSeq names its product iroquois homeobox 2a (gene irx2a). Gene Ontology annotation, molecular function: RNA polymerase II cis-regulatory region sequence-specific DNA binding; DNA-binding transcription factor activity, RNA polymerase II-specific. Gene Ontology annotation, biological process: neuron differentiation; cell development; regulation of transcription by RNA polymerase II. The coding region runs from base 307 to 1818 and encodes 503 amino acids. The transcript is spliced from 3 exons. The record is from RefSeq and is a predicted model, not a curated record. NCBI's taxonomy places the organism in Eukaryota, Metazoa, Chordata, Actinopteri, Perciformes, Percidae. Gene Ontology annotation, cellular component: nucleus.
UGAAACUCCACUGGCUCCUUCCCCCCUAACUCCUCACUUCAUAGUGCUGCGUACUAAAAACAUCGGACGCUAGGGGAUCAAGACGCAUGCCACAUUGCCUCUAUGUGGGCACUUUAACAGAUCUUUCGGGGUUUUUUUCCCAGUAAGGGGGCUGUGGAGGGAGGACUUUUUUUAUUUUCAUUGUCUGAUGACUGUUUGCACGGCUGAUUAUUGAGUUGAUUGUUUAUUACUUUGGCUGUUGUUGCUCGCCGCCCUGCGCGUUUUUUCCUCCCUUUUUGGAAUCGGCGACCUAUCCCGCGCUCACCAAUGUCCUAUCCUCAGGGUUACCUCUACCAGCCCCCGGGCUCUCUGGCUCUUUAUUCGUGUCCGGCUUACGGGGCCUCGGCUCUGGCUGCCCCGCGGAAUGAAGACUUGGCGAGGUCGUCCUCUGGCUCAGCCUUCAGUCCUUACCCUGGAUCGGCUGCUUUCUCCGCCUCUGCCAGUGCAGGCUUCUCCAGUCCACUGUCAUACUCCACGGAUCCAACUACGGGAUUCCCAUCCUACAUGAGCUCUCCAUAUGACGCACACACGUCGGGCAUGGCCGGGGCAUUAAGUUACCACCCAUAUGGGAGUCCAGGGUACCCAUACCAACUCAACGACCCGGCUUACCGCAAAAACGCCACCAGGGACGCCACGGCCACCCUGAAGGCCUGGCUGCAGGAACACAGAAAGAACCCGUACCCGACCAAAGGGGAGAAGAUCAUGCUGGCCAUCAUCACCAAGAUGACGCUGACGCAGGUCUCCACAUGGUUCGCCAACGCCAGGAGGAGGCUCAAGAAGGAGAACAAGAUGACCUGGGCGCCCAGGAAUAAGAGCGAAGACGAGGACGAGGAGGACGGGGACGGAGAGAGGAAAGAAGUGGAGCGCUCUGAAAAAGCCCUGGAUAACAGCGAGGCUUCAGCAGAGGAUGAAGGUAUCAGCCUGCACGUGGACACUCUGACAGACCACUCGUGCUCGGCAGAGUCCGACGGGGAGAAGGUCAGCUGUCGGGAGGAGCUGGGCUCUGACCCGGCCGGCAACAAAUGCGACGAGGACGGCGAGGACCAGAACCACGACCCGCGGGCGCAGCUCUCGCCCAUAUCCGUCACAUCGUCGCCUCUAACGGGAGUAGAAGCUCCACUUCUCAGUCACCACCACCACCACCACCUCCAUCAUCUCCACCAUCUCCACAGCCAGCGCGAGGAUUUGGCCCGGAGCCUCGUCAAUAGCAACACUAUUCAUACCAAUAAAUCGUCUUCAUGCCUCGAUAGCAGACCUUCUGCGCCUCAGAACCCUACAGUCAAGCCCAAAUUGUGGUCGCUGGCGGAAAUUGCUACCUCGGACCAAAAGCAGCAACAUCAGCAGCCUGGGCAACCGAACUGCCCCUCCUCCAGCGGUGGCCUCCUUACCCCCCCUACGUCUUCCACCACCUCCCCGGCUGCCAGUUCCCCCUCCCUCUACCCGGCCCCCUCCAUCCUUGGAAGACCUAUUUAUUACACGUCUCCCUUUUAUAGCAAUUACACAAACUAUGGCAACUUCAGCCCCCUGCAGGGCCAAGGGAUCCUGCGGUAUACUAAUUCAUCUGGAGUGAGUCUGGUUGCUGCCGCCGCCGCCGCCGCUGCUGCCGCCGCCGCCGCUGCUGCUGCAAACGAGGGUCUGAGCUCCGAGGCGAGCACAAACCCCAAACACAGGCCAGACUCUCCCCUCGUUAAAAAUACCCCGAACCACAUUGUAGUUGUCGAGCAGCAGCAGCAACAGCAUUUCAGAUCCGCAAAUUUAGAAGCAAAGAAAGGUACGUAAUAAACGCGAUGCGGUCCGCUGUUGAACGAAAUGAUAACCAUUUUGAAAAAUGUAGCCUAUUUAAUCUGGUGUUGAAUCUUGAGAUUGUAUUUUUCUUAAAACGCGGGAGGCAAGCCGCUUCACGGUGGAAGUAGCCUAAAGCGAGUUCACUUGUUUGCAAUCCAAAUCAACUGGUUUUCUUUGCGUCACUCUCAUGUGUCAUAGCAGUCAACCCAUGGCUGUUUCAAGAAAAUUAAGACUUUUUUUUUUUUUUUUUAAUCAAACCAGCUCGCAUGAGACACAAGUGGCAGUAUCUGACACAGUUUUGCAGAUUAUCACUUUUUUUUAAAGAUGAAUACAAUUUUAGGGCUGUAGCCCACGAGACUACAUGACUUAUUAAGUUGGAUAUUUACAGCGCAGUCGAAGCAAAUUAACGUGUACUGUGGCCUACAGUUCGUUUUUAGCGCAGUGCAUUUUCUGGAAUAAUCAAUUUAUAAUUGUUAUGUGUAUUUUGGUCCGUCAUUGAAUCAUUAGGUAUCGCAUUAGAAGGCAGGAGGGGUGUGAUAAGAAAAGCAUACUGCAAAUAAAAGUGCAAGAGUAUACACCUAGCUACAUAUAGAGACAUAAAAAUAAGCCCAUAAUGGACAGGCUAACCACGCGCACGCACGCAGACGCACGCACGCACGCACACACACACACACACACACACACACACACACGCGCACGCACACACACACACACACACACACACACACACACACACACACACACACACACACAGUGGCAGCCUGGGAAUCCAAUAAGCGGAGAAUUGUUGCCAUAGCUUUGAGCAGGAAUCCUUUUUUUCAUGAUUCCUCUGAUGUGUGUGUGUGUGUGUGUGUGUGUGUGUGUGUGUGU